CUUGAUGCAUAUAUAAGAAAUCAAGAAAAUUGUUCUAAAAAAUAUCAUUCUGAUAAUUUUAACAAGUUACUUAAAUAUUAUAAAAAAGAAAUACUCGAUUCUAAGUAUCAACAACAAGUUAAAGAAUAUCCAGCAUUAAAAGGCCUUCUAGAAGCAGUAGAAGAAAAUAGAAUUAAAGAUUAG
Molecule: messenger RNA, 183 nt
Organism: Cetraspora pellucida
Lineage: Eukaryota; Fungi; Glomeromycota; Glomeromycetes; Diversisporales; Gigasporaceae
Source: the annotation of a GenBank genome assembly